UGGAAGUAGUACUUGCUGGAGGCCAAGCCGAUCUGUUCCGAGCCACAAGAUUACAAAAUACACCGUGUCGAUGUGAUGAUGAUUCAGAGGCGAUGAAACUUGUCGGGGUCUUCUAGGAGUGUUCGAACAACAGGAAAAAGGGAAGACGACUCACCAUUCGGUGUCGAGCAUUUGACCCCAAAUCUUUGUAAAACACAAUGCACAAGCAAACCGGGAAAGGCCUUUACUCUUAAAAAGUUGCUUUGAAAAUUUUGACCCGACGGUGAAGGUGGUGAAAAUUCCGAUAUACUUCGCAUCAUAGUUCAAACAAAUUACGCGAUUGGCGCAGUCAACGCCAGCGGCUUCCGGAUUGUGAUUUUGGGUGUGGUGGGGGAAUAUCAAUCACCCACCUUGAGAUGGUGAAGGAGACCGAAUACUAUGACGUGCUGGGAGUCAGUCCCACGGCAACUGAGGCCGAGAUUAAAAAAGCUUAUUACAUGAAGGCGCGACAAGUCCAUCCAGAUAAAAACCCAAAUGACCCUAACGCAGCAGAAAAAUUUCAGGUUUUGGGUGAGGCUUAUCAGGUUUUGAGUGACCCUCACCAACGGCAAGCUUAUGAUACUCAUGGAAAAUCUGGAAUCUCAACUGAUGCUAUUAUUGAUCCAGCAGCAAUCUUCGCCAUGCUUUUUGGCAGUGAGCUUUUUGAGGACUACAUCGGCCAAUUAGCCAUGGCAUCAAUGGCAUCAAUGGAUAUCUUUAGUGAAGGGGAACAAUUUGAUGCGAAAAAGUUACAAGAGAAAAUGAGGGUGGUUCAGAAAGAGAGAGAAGAAAAGCUUGCAGAGAUACUUAAAAACAGACUAAACCAAUAUGUCCAAGGAAACAAAUCGGAAUUCAUCAAUCAUGCAAAGGAUGAAGUGUCACGACUAUCCAAUGCAGCUUAUGGCGUUGAUAUGUUGAAUACCAUUGGCUACAUAUAUGCAAGGCAGGCGGCAAAAGAGCUGGGGAAGAAAGCAAUUUAUUUAGGUGUACCUUUCAUUGCUGAGUGGUUUAGAAACAAAGGGCACUUCAUCAAAUCCCAAGUUACAGCAGCUACAGGGGCCAUUGCUCUGAUCCAGCUGCAGGAGGAUAUGAAGAAGCAGCUAAGUCAAGAAGGGAACUACACUGAAGAAGAACUUGAAGAAUACAUGCAAUCCCACAAGAAAUUAAUGAUCGACUCAUUGUGGAAGCUUAAUGUAGCUGACAUUGAGGCUACUCUAUCUCGUGUCUGUCAAAUGGUUCUCCAAGACAAUAACGUCAGAAAAGAAGAACUCCGUGCACGAGCCAAGGGGUUGAAAACUCUUGGUAAAAUCUUUCAGGGAGUGAAGUCAGCCGAUGGAAAUGAGAGUGAAAAUGUACCAAAUAAACCUGGAAUACAUAAAUUGAAUGGUAGUGAACCAAGCAGUGACUCUUGUUCUCCUGGUACAUCUCAAAGAAGUUCAAGUACUGAUUUUUCAUCAAUGACUGCCUCUGUGCCUCAGAGUCCCUAUGUGGAGGCCCCUCAAUUUGCAGGCUCUUACGUGGACUACCCUAGGCCAACAGCACCCCCCGGUGCCCAGAGACCUCCAAUCAACAGGGAUUGAUAUAUGGGAUUUUGACGCCUCUUGUGUGUGUAUUUAUGUCUUGGCCGGUGUGAGAGGCUAUAUGUAUAUUUGGUUCGAUCUUAUUCUUCAGAUUUGGUUUUAUAGAUUUGCGUCGUGGAUUUUUAGGAUGAUUGAGAAUGAUGGCCUUAUUUUUGUCUUUAGGCCGAGGUGGCCUUGUUGUUAGGACCUCCUUUUUAUGGAGAUGCGAUGAUAUUUGGAUUCUCCAAUGACCCUCGUAUGGUACUAAGAUUAUGUACAAGGUUUUUAAUUGGUGAAUUUGAAGUGAAUGUCGAUCCUUUGCAAAAAGUUGUUUAUAGUUAUGAAAUGCAUAUUUGUAGUA
This is a messenger RNA of Neltuma alba, 1938 nucleotides long. RefSeq names its product chaperone protein dnaJ 10. Lineage: Eukaryota; Viridiplantae; Streptophyta; Magnoliopsida; Fabales; Fabaceae. The record is from RefSeq and is a predicted model, not a curated record. The transcript is spliced from 11 exons. The coding region runs from base 396 to 1598 and encodes 400 amino acids.